AAAUACAGGUUAGGAUUUCAGUUGAAGUCAGACACAAAGUCAGAUUCUACUUGUCUUUAUCUAUGGUCAGAUUUCGUGUGUGACCUAAACAAAUCGCUAGUGUUGUGCAAAGUUUAUGCUACAUCUAAUUCACAGACUAUAAGUGGAAAUAAAGUGCUUCAUUAUGGAAGGAACUGAUUUUGGAAAAGCUUCGUGGUUCGUGGAUCAACUCCGCUGCCUGAGAAUCGAGAAUUUAAAGGAAAAAUACGUUUCCCAGUUCAGCGAUAAAUGCGUCGAGGCGAACAAAAUGUUGGGGAGUUUUGAGAAAAUCGAACGUUAUUGUGAGAAUAUUACAAAGCAUUAUUUCUCUGAUCCGAAAUUAAUUGAAUGGCAGUACCUCGCUUAUAAUUUGUACUUGCUGAAAAGAUUGGGGGAAGUUUUGGAAGCGAAUGAUGAUAUUAGGAAUACACUAAGUGUGAAAGAAACGCAAGAUGCUAGACGUUCAAUAGAGGAGGUAGUCACAUUGGGGAUUCAGACCAAAUUAGUGCCAAAGCUGCCUUAUAGAAUCAACCAAGUCUUUACAUGUGCUGACGACAAGUUUUACGAAUACAACUUACUCAAGUGCACUGUUUUCGCUUUGUGCGAUUUUCUGCAUAACGCCAGCCUUCGACCGAUAAUUCUUCCGGAUUCGUUAAAGAUCAUUUUGACUGGACUCUACCAAAUUGGGCAUUGCGUGCUCAAGUCGCAGUCCGAUUUGGAAGUAAAUGACCAAUUAUACGAGCAGCUCCUAUCCGAAAGGAGAACGGCCCUCGCUUUACUAGAGGAAUUGGAGAAAACCAUUCACCCGUCAAUUUAUGUGAAGGCAAUUAUGAUGAUGCCAGACCGUGGUUGUCCUGUGUGGUUUAACAAAGCUGUAUACCAGGUUUUGUCCCGCAUAAUGAAUUCACCGAAAGGAAUUGAAAAGAUUGCCGUUGCAGUUCUAGACGGAGUGGCGAAUGAUCAAACAAAAAGUUGGUACGCUUUAGAUGUAUUGUUUCGACUGAUAGAACGCGGUAAGAAGCAAAGUAACUUCCUGGAUAUGUGCAAGCAGGUUGUUCGACUUGCUCAUAAAUACUAUGAUGAGCCCGAUUGUUUCAUUUAUGAACGACUAUUCGUCCUGUGCACCAAGAAUUUCUUCAAAUCCGACGAGAAUGGUUUAUGUACCGAUCUAUUCGUCCAAAGCGUCCUGGAGGUGCUGCUUCGCUUCACUCUCAACAACUACCGGCAUACAAAUAGAGUCAUCACUCAGCUUGUAAAAAAGAACAUAAGACUGAUUCAUCAACUCUUCGUGCAGCCCAGUGAAUGCCCCAGUUUGCCUGUGAUAAUGCUGCAGUUUCCUCUGCAGGUGAUUUUUAAGAUUUUCCUUGCGACAAUGGAGAACAAUCUUUUCAAAACAACUCACUAUGAAUGCAAGGCGAUUUUGCGGAAAUUUAUAGCAGACCAGCGGAACGAUGAUGCCAUUUUCGAUGCAUUUAUGUUCGAAAUUUAUCCAGACCACAUAAUGCCUUUUACCAACAAAGCAACUUUAAAUAUCGACGGACAAGAUAUUGUGGUGAACCCGACUGAACAUUCAUCUAUAUCACCAACAGCAGUGAACAGUGAAGGAAUUUGCCAGCUGCUUGGCACCAAUCCCGAUUGGCUUUCAAGAUUUUUCAAUUACUUAUUGAGGUGCCUGGUGCAUAGAGAAAAAUACUUCCCCAAAUGCAACGAAGAACUGUUAACCCUGGAAGAAGAGCUGGCCAACCCCAGCAUCGAAAGACAACUGGCCGUUUUUCGGUGUUUAGCUACUCUCGCUGCAGAUCAAACGCUUCAAAGCCGCAUCGUAGAAUCGCCGCAGGAAAUAAUCAAGUUUAUUAAAAAGGUUUUGGAAGAUGGAAUAGCAGCCAACGCUCACACGACUACGAACUAUGAAUCGCACGAAUUCCAAAGCAUUUUCACUGUUGUCAUGAUUCUGCAGUCUCUGAUGAGCAAUUGCACCAGAAAAGAGGUUGAAGCUUAUCAGGUAUUGAAUGAUCCUUUAUGGAUGAUUCGUGCUGACGGUCACCAUGAGGAGCUGCUGGAGAUGAUUUAUAAAGUGUUGGAGUAUCUUGACCUAGGAGGAACAACUCGUAAAAACACCGAAAACCUCACGGACGACAGAUUGAAAUUUGAUACCAUUUUGAAGCAAAUUUACGAUCCUUUGUUGCCGGUUAGAGGACAUGCUCUUCUCACUCUUAGGAAGCUAGUUGAGAACAGAGAAACUUUGGUUAAAGACCGAAAGCAGGCCAUCUUAACAAUAUUUCGGGAAAAUUUAAACAACCAGGAUUCGUUUAUCUACCUGAACGCCAUUGAAGGAGUAGCUGCUCUGUGUAACAGUUUUACUGAUACUGUCAUCAACACUCUGUGUGAAGAGUUUUCAGAGUCCGCACGAACAGGAGAUGAUAGGCACGAAGUGCGAUUGAAGCUCGGAGAAGUUUUAGUGAGAGUUUCCAAAAAUCUAGGUGAAAUGGCACCGAGAUACAAAGCAGUGCUUCUGAACGCUUUCCUCGUCGGUACCAAGGAUGAUGACCCAUUGGUUCGAGCCUCUAGUUUGUCGAAUUUGGGCGAAAUCUGUCGCGUGCUGGGUUUCAAAUUGGGAUCGAUCAUUUCCGAGAUUUUGGUCUGUGUUAACAGCAUCAUAGCGACGGACAAAUCGGCCGAGCCACGUCGGGCAGCUGUUGCUGUAUUGAGGCAGCUUUUCCAGGGACUAGCGACCGAAAUACUUGUUGAACUGAAAGAGAGUCUUUUGCCCAUUUAUAAAAUGCUUAAAAACAUUUAUUACAACGACAAAGACGACACCAUGAGGCUGCAUGCUCAACUAGCUUUAGAAGAACUAAAUGACUGUAUAGUAGGAUUGACGUUCGCCACACCAGUAUUAAGCACGGAGAAGAAAAUUGUACUUAUGAAAUAAUAGGAUUUUUGUAAAUUA
Molecule: messenger RNA, 2965 nt
Organism: Dendroctonus ponderosae (mountain pine beetle)
Lineage: Eukaryota; Metazoa; Arthropoda; Insecta; Coleoptera; Curculionidae
Gene: Tango6
Product: transport and Golgi organization protein 6 homolog
Exons: 6
Coding region: 164-2947 (927 amino acids)
Biological process (GO): protein secretion
Molecular function (GO): protein binding
Source: RefSeq, a predicted model, not a curated record